GAAGGCGAUCGAUGGGAACCUCACCGGGGAAAAGUAAAGCGGCGACGGCGCGGCAAAACGGCAUCGCCACCUCCCCGUCGGGGAAUCGAACCCCGGUCUCCCGCGUGACAGGCGGGGAUACUCACCACUAUACUAACGAGGAGCGCGCUGCGAGCCUCUCGCCCGGUGGCGGCCCCGAAGGCGGGAACCGCCUGAGGGAAAUGGCGGCGGCCCGAACGCCCUCAGGGAGCCGCCCGUGCUGCCGUGCCCGAGCCGGCACGAAGGGAGACCCCACCGAGGUUUCAUGGCUACCUGCGGCCCGCGACCCCUGCGUUUGCAUUCCGCUGAGCUCGAAGACGAGGUUUGCGGGGCGGAGUGGUAACACGGAAAGGAACGCGGUACCUCGCAGCAGGAAGCUUGACGGAGGCCGUCAUGGGCGGACAGCGAGAGCGAGCUGGGCCGGCGCGUCUCCUCGCCCUGCCCGGGCACAGGGCCAGGCCAGCCGCCACCUGCACGCCGAGAACCCGCGGCAGGUGAGGUGCUACCACGUGGCGGCGGCGAGACACGAGUCGCUCAUCCCACUCCUCGUUAGUAUAGUGGUUAGUAUCCCCGCCUGUCACGCGGGAGACCGGGGUUCGAUUCCCCGACGGGGAGGCGGAGUUGGUGCUUUUUUUUCUCUCGAGACGGGGAGAUGGAACCCGCCGCCCACUUGUUUUUCCCUAUCGGGUCCUCAUCCUCAGCGAAGUUCGUGCUGGGAGACACGACAAUCAGUCCAAAGCUGGGAGCAGCGUGAAGGGAUAGGUGGAUGCCUUAGGUCAGGACGCCCAGCAGCGUCCUGAUCCACCACUGACCUCUCUGGCAAUGGAGCUGGCUGGAGCAGCUCUGUUCUGCUGUCACGAUUGCAGCACAGAUGCUCAAUGCUGAUUUUCUCCUCAAACAGACAGCCACCUUUCUGUUCUCAUGCGGUAAGAGUGGGACCUCAACCCACAUUCUCCCAGAUACUGAUCAGCCAAGUCAUGCUCCACAUCUUAAACGAUUUCCUCCCUCUACAAUUAAUAGGACAACACCAAAAUACAUGUGAUUAAGUACCACCUUUUCCACAGCUUCCCAAAAGGACAGAUUAGGGUUUAAAUCCUAUCAAAUAUUCCCUUUAUUCUUUUAAAAAACAUUUUUAAGCAUCCCAACGUUUUAUAAGGGUAAGCAGUGCUAUUUAGGCACAGAUAAUGGUUUCAUUUCCCUGAACACAUCACAGUAGUUUGCAAUUUUGCAGUCAACCAAUCAGCUGAAGAAGUUCUAAAGCAUGCAGAGUAGUAGCCCUGUGAGGCCUUCACCAGUCCUUCACAAGGCAGCAGCAACAGGGGGUGACAACAUUAGCCCAUCAAUCUAAAAGAAUGAGUUCACACAUUUGCAAGUUCUAACAAGUCUACCACAUAAUUAAGGCACGAGGUAAGAGUAUAAAUAGACGCACUGAAACACCACAGAACAGCAGUUUGAAUGGGCUGGUUUGCAGGCAUUCCUGUACUCUCAGAAUGGCUUAGUGCAAGCAAUCCAUCUUCUUCAUGAUCCGUGUCAGUGCACCCAGUCUUUGGGAUUUCGCAGAACCUCCAGGAUUUCUGCUUCUUUGGAGCUCUCCGGUGGGGUGUGCAUGUACUCCCACCUGCAAGGAGAGGGGAAACUCACUCAGUCCAGCUGGCAGCCCCUUCUUCUGCACCAGGCUCUGUUUGGACUGGAGUUGCCUUUUCUAAGGAUGCUAAACUACGUACACAAGUUGAUAUCUUGGCUCAGAUAACAGAUAUGGUUACAAAUCACAAGUUCAUUUGUUCAGUAAACACAAAUAACAGCGCCACCGGAGGAGAGGGGAGCAACGUUAGCUUCAUCUUUUACCAACUUCUGAAAAGGCUGGAAGGACAAGGAAAAAGGAAAGAGCAGUGCCCUGUUCCCCACAAAGAAUGCAGGUUUAUUUGCAAAAUCUUUUAGCAGUCUCUUGUGACACAGUAGUAUCACAAGGAAGAUGAAUAAGAAAAGGAACCCACAGAAUUCUGACAGUGAGGACACAAGACCUUUUCCCAGAAUCUGAACUAGAAGCUCUACAAGUCUUUGUUGAAUCUUGGUUUUAAAGGUGAUGAAAGAUCCCUUUUUUUCAUUGAAAAGGCAAUUGAAAGAGGCACAACAGAGAAAGGAAAGUGUCAGCAGUCACUGAGAGAUGGGUACAUUCUUUUUCCAUUUUUCCCCUAGGAAUGACCCAUAUGCUGUGAAGUGAGCUAGUUACAUUGAUGAAAAAGAGCAAACCCAGACAAGCCCAGAAAUGAAAUCAAAACACAGGAGCAUGCUACACCACCACGUCAGGGACACAUCUGGUGUUGUCAGUGGGAUGAACGUAUAUGGUGAGAACAGCACUGCCUUCAUGGUUACGGGGUAGCAGACAGUUUUCCUAGCAGAGGGAGGUCACUAGUGAACUUUAUGGAAUUCAUGAUAGGGUCUGUACUACUCAGCAUACCCAAAAGCAACCUGAAAGUGGGAAUAAACAAUAAAUGACAGAGUUUGCUGGUGUUGCAAGAGUAAGCAAGAUGGGUUAAAACCUAAAAGGGCAGUUAAAAACAGUAUUGAGCCAAGCAACUGAGCAGUAAAAUGGCAGGUGAAAUUCACUGUUGAUUGAUGGGAAGUGAUGGACACAGAAAAAAUGUGCACACAGAUUGAGUUAGAUUUUAUUGCCCAGGAAAGACCUUGGCAUUGUAACAGUUGUAUGAAAAAGCCAGCUCAAUGCUGAACAGCAGUCAAAACCAGCAAACAGAGUAUUAGGAUUAUGAAAGAAAAAUGAAUUAAAUCAUUAUGCCACUGUGUAAGUCAGUGGCACAUCUGCAUCUUGGAUACAAAUAUGCAGCUUACGUUGUCUAUUCCUUAUCCCCAGUUCAGAAAGGGCACAGAAAACUUAAGCCUAGAGAAAGUGGCCCAAGUAUGAAACAACAACUGCACAAAAAAAAAAAAAACAGAGCAGGACUUGUCAGCCUGGAAAA
This is a messenger RNA of Corvus hawaiiensis (hawaiian crow), 2993 nucleotides long. RefSeq lists its product as uncharacterized. The record is from RefSeq and is a predicted model, not a curated record. Lineage: Eukaryota; Metazoa; Chordata; Aves; Passeriformes; Corvidae. The coding region runs from base 12 to 818 and encodes 268 amino acids. The transcript is spliced from 2 exons.